This is a messenger RNA of Portunus trituberculatus (swimming crab), 1515 nucleotides long. RefSeq lists its product as uncharacterized. NCBI's taxonomy places the organism in Eukaryota, Metazoa, Arthropoda, Malacostraca, Decapoda, Portunidae. The transcript is spliced from 10 exons. The record is from RefSeq and is a predicted model, not a curated record. Bases 426 to 1259 code for a protein of 277 amino acids.
UGUCGAGCGGAGCAGACAUCCCCUCCAGCAUUCUCUCAACGCUACCACGCUUCCCUAACUCACUGCCUCCUCUUCUUCCUCCUCCUCCUCCUCUCCUCCUUCACCUCCACUCCUCUGCCGCUGGUGGAGGGAAGACACACCCCUCCCCCACCCACACACACGCCCGCGCCCCCCCACACCCAUGGAAAAGCAGAGAAAAGUGAAAUUAUGUUAGAAAAGAGAACAGAGAUGAAAAGAGAAGAUCAACCCAAUAUUCGCGGGAACUUUAUUUGACGUCUAGCUUAUGCGUACAGGUAAAGCAGGAAAGAACGGCUCCUAUUGGUCCAGCGCAGCGUGACGUCACAAGGCAGCAGCUCUCCGCCUUCCUGAUUGGCUGAGCGAGAUGGGGAAGCAGUGACGUCAUUCCUGCCUCCACCAAUCACAAGAUGGCUUCCCCGGGGUUGCCAGUGCUCGCCAUACACAUUACUAUUGGCUUUUUAAAUGGCGUGUGUGGCGACCUGCUAGCCAACGUGGAGGUCCCGAGAGUGGCGCUGGCUGGCGGGCGAGUCAAUGUGAGUUGCAGCUAUGACCUUCGCGACACGGGUCUGUAUUCACUCAAAUGGUACCACAAUGACACGGAGUUCUAUCGCUAUGUGCCCACGGAAACCCACCGCCCUGUUGACAUCAAGCCCACGGUCAAGUUUCAAGCUCAUGAGAUCGCCAGGACGGAGACGGGCGUGACACUCUCUCUCACUUCAAUGACCUCAGACGCUACAGGGGAUUACAAAUGCGAGGUGAUAGCAGAACACCCCUCCUUCAGAACAGAGGCCAACGGUUCCUUCAUGACAGUGCUGGACGAGCCACUAACGCCGCCAGUAAUAGAAGGAGCACAAGACAUGUACGAGGGAGAUGAGAAGGUGGCACUGUGGUGUGUUCCUGCUUAUAUUCCUCAAGCUGGCCCGCUCCCUUCUCUCUCUUGGUACUUGGGAAAUGCUCCUGCCAGAGGAGAAUACGUGUCCCCUUACAGAGAAGACUCGCAAGAACAGAUAACUGGUUUGUAUCUACAGAUGCCACCCAGCCAGGUGUGGAAGAGUGGAAGCAGCGUGGAGGCAAUGUGUGAGCUGAAAUUGGACUCCCAGAUUGUCAGAACGUCGAAGAUAUUAAGAGUCAGAGCCCGCCAUUCUUCCUAUCUCUUUGACUACUCCACGGCAGGGACUGCGCAUCCGUGUGUCUCUUUGCUGGUAGUCGCUCUGUUGUUAUCAUUUCGUCUACACUCCUAGGUGGGAGGAAGAUGCGCUCACACACACACACAUACACACACACACACACACACACACACACACACACACACACACACACACACACACACACACACUUCCUAAAAACACGCGAUUUAAUAGAAGAAAAACUGUAGUUAUAAUUACCAAGAAUUUUGUAGCAUAGCUUAGCUCACCUUUUACGAAUCACACACACACACACACACACACACACACACACACACACACACACACACACACACACACACACACACACACA